AGAAUCGAAGGACUCGAACACUCCACUCCCAACCCUUUUGGUAUCUACGAGGACUCCCAUCGCUUCAGGGCGAUCAUCUCCUCGACGCUUAUUAACCUAAGCAGCUUUCGGUAUCUUGGCUUCAUCGCCCGGAUACUACCACAAGAAAUAGCCCGCUCUUGGCUACGCCGCCCGGUUCGGGCUGUUGAGACCAGCGACAUCAAACUCUACGGAAAACAAUCCGGAAAUACAGAAUAAUGACGCGAUAGUGAUUAAUAUAGAGAAAUCAGUGCUUUAAUAAUUAUUAACAGUGUCUACACCAGUACAAAAUUUUAUUUCAUUGAGUAUGGCCUGUCCCCUUGGAAAUGGAGCUGACGAUUUUGGCCAAGAUGGUGAAACGCUAACAGAGGGCCCAGGACUUCUUUAUGGAGAAUACCUCCACUUAGAGAAGAUCCUUUCGGCUCAACGCUUAUUGAGUGCAGAGUACAAUAAAGAAGUACAUGAUGAACAUCUCUUUAUUGUAACUCAUCAAGCAUAUGAGUUGUGGUUCAAGCAAAUUAUUUUCGAGCUGGACUCGAUCAGACUGCUCUUUACCACAGAUAAUGUUCAAGAGGAUUUGAGGGACCAAGAAACAAUAUUGAACCAAUCAAGUACCUUUGAAGGUCUCGAUGAAUCCAGAACCUUGGAAAUUCUUAAGAGACUCAAUCGCAUUGUUCUCAUUCUCAAACUUCUCGUAGACCAGGUGACGAUUUUGGAAACUAUGACCCCACUCGACUUCAUGGCAUUUCGAGAUUACCUCUGCCCUGCUUCUGGUUUCCAAUCUCUGCAAUUUCGGCUGAUAGAAAAUAAACUGGGUGUGCAACAAGAACACCGAGUGAGAUACAACCAAAGCUAUACCAAAGUUUUUGGAAAAGACCCAAAAGCAAUAGAAGCUAUCAAAAAGUCAGAAGAGGAACCAAGUCUCAGUUGUCUAGUCCAAAGGUGGCUCGCCCGAACACCUGGUUUGGAAACAAGCGAUUUCGAUUUUUGGGGAAAAUAUAGAAGAGCAGUUGAAAAAAUGUUGGACGAACAAAAGGAUUCUAUAGAUAAACAAGCCAAGGAACAGCAUCAGAGGCAUUUGACUGCUAAUUUGGCCUCUCGUCAAGCAGUUUUUAAUACAAUUUUCAAUGAAUCUUUGCACAAUGCUCUUGUAUCCAGAGGCGAAAGAAGGUUCACCCAUGCUGCAUUGCAAGGAGCAGUGAUGAUCACACUUUAUCGAGACGAGCCGAGAUUUAGUCAGCCUCAUCAGAUUCUAACUUCUUUAAUGGACAUCGAUUCCUUAAUAACGAAAUGGAGAUAUAAUCACGUUAUAAUGGUUCAAAGGAUGAUUGGGUCACAACAACUCGGAACUGGGGGUUCAUCUGGGUAUCAAUACCUAAAAUCCACAUUGAGUGACAGGUACAAAGUCUUUUUGGAUUUGUUCAACCUAUCAACAUUCUUAAUUCCUCGAAAUUUGAUACCACCUUUGACGAAACAAAUGAAAACCAAACUCUCAGUCGCAUGGGGUUGCUGGGUACCAGAAGACGAGCAAAGUAACUCAUCCAAUUCGGCAGAGGCUUCAUUGUGACGCUGCCCGAAACCUUCAAAAAUAUUAGGACUUUAGCAAAAAAUUCUCAAAAGUAUACAUAAAGAUUUUUAAUAAAUCUUAUCUAGAAAUCAA
This is a messenger RNA of Belonocnema kinseyi, 1678 nucleotides long. RefSeq names its product tryptophan 2,3-dioxygenase (gene vermilion). The coding region runs from base 326 to 1585 and encodes 419 amino acids. The transcript is spliced from 8 exons. NCBI's taxonomy places the organism in Eukaryota, Metazoa, Arthropoda, Insecta, Hymenoptera, Cynipidae. The record is from RefSeq and is a predicted model, not a curated record. Gene Ontology annotation, molecular function: metal ion binding; heme binding; L-tryptophan 2,3-dioxygenase activity.